Molecule: messenger RNA, 510 nt
Organism: Dichomitus squalens LYAD-421 SS1
Lineage: Eukaryota; Fungi; Basidiomycota; Agaricomycetes; Polyporales; Polyporaceae
Exons: 3
Coding region: 1-510 (169 amino acids)
Biological process (GO): intracellular copper ion homeostasis; copper ion transmembrane transport
Cellular component (GO): plasma membrane
Molecular function (GO): copper ion transmembrane transporter activity
Source: RefSeq, a predicted model, not a curated record
AUGAUUCCUUGGCUUCACUUCACAAGCGGCGAUAAGUUGCUCUUCGAGGCUUGGCAGCCCUCCUCGAAGGGGGCUAUCGCUGGCGCUUGUAUUGGUCUACUCCUCUUCGCCAUAUUUGAACGAUGGGUAAACGGAAUGCGAGGGGUGUUGGAGGCCCAGUGGAAGAAACAGUGCUGCCACUCUUCCGAUCCCUCCUUCCAAAACCCCUCCAACUCCCCUGAUUCGAAGUCGGCGAUGUUGGAUGGCGUGGAAGAGGUGGAGGUCAACCCCCUGGCAACCAAGGCUGCCCGCCGUCCCCAACGGUCCUCUCGAAUGAUCCCACCCUUCAUUCCUUCUCACGACGUCCCACGCGGUGCGCUGUUCGCGUUCCAGGCUCUGCUCUUUUAUGUCCUGAUGCUGGCGGUCAUGACCUUCCAAGCGGGAUAUCUCAUUUCGAUCGUUGUCGGGUUAGCGAUUGGGGAGGUACUCUUCGGGCGCUUUGGUUCUAGGAGCCACCCUGGUCAUCAUUAG